This is a messenger RNA of Cryptococcus deneoformans JEC21, 1029 nucleotides long. RefSeq lists its product as hypothetical. The transcript is spliced from 4 exons. The coding region runs from base 76 to 1005 and encodes 309 amino acids. Lineage: Eukaryota; Fungi; Basidiomycota; Tremellomycetes; Tremellales; Cryptococcaceae. The record is from RefSeq and is a predicted model, not a curated record. Gene Ontology annotation, biological process: regulation of cell cycle. Gene Ontology annotation, cellular component: nucleus.
ACCCAUACGGGUUUCGGGUUAGCAGUUGAUAUCAUUUACGCAUCACAUACGCUUAAUAGCAGAGGAACGGCCAACAUGAUGGAUGCGCAGCUUAAAUCAGCCAUAAUCGCAUGCCGAGCUUCCUGUAAAGGAUCUAUUCAGGCUCUUUCAGGGAAACAACCAGCUCUGGACAUAUCUCCAAACAUAGGAGAUGCUUUCGCUCAAUGUCUCGUCAAUUUUCGUCAAACUGUCACUUCUCUCGGCAUGGCAUUCAAACCACCAGUGACUGUGUCUGCUGCUACGCAACAACUGGAGAAAAUCACUGAUCAGAUGGGUCAGCUUAUAGGCUGUGUACUUAUCACGCACGGGGAGAUGGGUAAGGAGUGGAAAGAAGGGAUUUUGGACAUUGGUGCUGAAGUGGAGAGACAUCUGGAUGUCUUGGAGGCCGAAGGUGAUUAUCUUCAGUCAACAGGAAAGGUUUGGGAAGCAAUAGAUAGAAUGUCAAGAGAUCUGUCAAGAGACGAAAAGUCCGCAAUCAUCAGACGGUGGAAAAUCCAUCAGAGCAUCGUCAAGGACGCCUGGGAUGAAUUCAAGGAGAUUUUGGAGGACAGUCAAAAUAGGGAUGACGACGGAGGGUGGGAUGAAUUAGGACUUGGUGGUACAUCUUUAUCGGAGGAGGAGAAAAGCCGAGCAGAGGCUAUAAAGCCUCUUCUUUCCUUGCACCAGCUUCUCCACGCCAGUAUACCUCGGUAUUUCGAUCAAGCAGAGGACCAUUUGCAAGCUCUGCUCGAAGAUUCUUCCAAAUUCGUAGACUGUUACGAUGAGCUUGUUUCUAGUUUGCAUCCAGAGCAAGAUGAAGAGGAGAUUGACAGUGCCUUAAGCGAUAUUGAAAAAGUAUCACGCGGAAUGGCAAGCCUCGUAGGGAAUGUGUCGACAGAUAAGUGGGCUAUAAAGUACGACAUAGAAAAGGGGAAGUGGUCAGAUAGAAAGUUUGACAUGCGAUCAUUAGCGGUUGCCAUUGAGUAGAGCGUGAAUGCAUUCAGAAUGACG